AUGAUAAUGGAAGAAGAUCACUGGAGAAGAUGGAAGAAAAACAAGGAUGGUAUAAAAAGGGGUGAUCAGAGUAGAAUAAAGGAUUCCCCUCUUCGGUGUUACACACAGCUGCCGACUGGCGAUCAGGCAGCAACUCAAGAAGCGGAGGAGGCCGUAGCUAUCAGCAAGGCAGCAAGUGAACAACUGGAGGCCGCACACGAAGCAGUGGAGGCCGUGUACUACGCAGUGGAAGCGUUCAAGAAAACUAGAAGACGUCAGUGA
Messenger RNA from Ostertagia ostertagi, 261 nucleotides. NCBI's taxonomy places the organism in Eukaryota, Metazoa, Nematoda, Chromadorea, Rhabditida, Trichostrongylidae. The record is from the annotation of a GenBank genome assembly.